UGAAAAACAGAAGAGAGGAGAAGAAAACCGAGAGAAAAAAAAAGGAAGAAGAGACAGCAGAGCAGUCUGUCUUUUUUUUUUUUUUAUUUCCAGCUCGUUCAUUGUUUAAUCGGGCUAAAAUCUAGACACGUUACUUUUCACUCUAAACAGUUGGAUCGAAGAUUGGUGGUGUGAAAGCUGAUUAUUUUGACAGAAAACAGGGCUGUCAGUAUUGUUACGAGGGAUACUUUUGCCCAUGUGCUGCUCGACAGUCUUGAAGUCCACAUCAGCUAUAGUGUGAAACUCACUAGAAAAAUGGGCUUGUUCGGUGUUCCUUGUCCCAUUCCGCAGUCUCCUGUCCUACAAUUAGCGAAGAGUUCGAUGCCAUCCCAGUCAACAUGUAACUGUUGGGCUUUUCCAGAUUAGGACAAAAGAUAAGUUGUUUUAUGGGGUAUAAAUGGAGACAAAUUACACUUAUAAUAAGGUGCAAAUCAAGCUGUAAAAGAAUGGAUGAUUUUAUGGAAGAGAAUGAAUGAUUUCAGGGGAAGUUCUCUAUUGUGAGUAAAAUCAGCAGUAGGCAAAUUCCCAAACCAGUUAAAUUGUGUCUCUUCAAUUCUGAGCAUUGAUCCCAGGUCUUCCUAGCAUUAUGCAUGUUCUUUUUCAGCUACAACUCUGACGUGCAAUCGCAUUACACACUAAGGAAACCAAGAAGGAGCAAUUGACUAGUAAGCGGUCAAGUGACGUAUAGAGUUUCCAUUCGCAGGUUAAGGCAAGAAAAUGCUGAGCACCUGUUCAGGCAAAACUGAAUCUGAGUUGAAAUCUGAUUACGACCGGAGAAGUGAGCUAAAGGCUUUCGAUGAUUCCAAAGCUGGCGUAAAGGGCCUUGUGGAUUCUGGAGUUGCAAACAUUCCCCAGAUUUUUAUCCAUGAAUCUAGUACAGAUGACAAGUUAAUUUCAGGCCACCAUAAUUUUACCGUACCAGUAAUAGACUUCGAUGGCAUACAUGAAGAUGCAAGUCUUCGUGGGAAGAUUGUUGAGGAACUUAGAGAAGCUUGCAAGAAAUGGGGUUUCUUUCAGGUUAUCAAUCAUGGGAUUUCAUCAAGUGUUCUUGAUGAUAUGAUAAAUGGCGUGCGUAGAUUUCAUGAACAAGACACAGAGGUGAAGAAAGAAUUCUAUACACGCGAUGAAAUGAGAAAGGUAGCAUAUAAUACCAACUUUGAUUUCUAUCAAGCACCAGCAGCUAAUUGGAGGGAUUCUUUGUAUUGCCUUGUAGCCCCUCAUCCACCCCGUCCUGAGGAAUUGCCUGCAGUUUGUAGGGAUAUUAUGAUUGAUUACACGAACAAAGUGAUGUCAUUAGGGCUAAUUAUAUUCGAAUUGUUGUCGGAAGCUCUGGGGCUAAAACCCAGCCACUUGAAAGAUAUGGGCUGUGCAGAGGGACUGUAUUUUAUAGGUCAUUACUACCCGGCAUGCCCGCAACCAGACUUGACUCUGGGCCUUAGCAAGCAUACAGAUAGUGCCUUCCUCACGGUUGUUCUGCAAGACCACUUGGGUGGCCUUCAAGUCCUCCAUGAAGAUCAAUGGAUUGAUGUUACCCCUAUUCCUGGAGCUCUAAUAGUAAACCUGGGAGAUAUGACACAGCUAAUUACCAACGGCAAGUUCAAAAGUGUGUAUCAUAGGGUGGUGGCAAAAAACACUGGUCCAAGAAUAUCAAGUGCCUGCUUUUUCAGAACGCAUUUGCAGCAAGAGAGUUCUUCUAGAGUGUACGGACCAAUUAAGGAGCUGCUGUCGGAAGAAAACCCACCAAUAUAUCGGCAAACGACUAUUAAAGAUUACGUCUCAUACACUUACUCAAAAGGGCUCGACGGGAACCCUCGACUGGAACAUUUCAAGCUGUAAAUUUGGUAAUGGAUCUUUCAAGUCACCGUAGCUAGGGUGUUGCUUGAGAAAUUGGGGACAGUUUGUUUCUUUUCUUGGUGCUUUGAUCGUAGAUUAGGCCUGCACGUGAUAGAUUAGGCCUGCACGUGAAAAACAGUUACUCGGUAGUCCGUCCUCUCAAAAUCAGAACGUCUGAUGGACUCAUUUUUGAGCGUUUAUGCAAUAAAACUUCUCCAUGUAUUAAAUAUUGAACUCAUCAAGUAAGAGUUUUCAUUUGCGCUA
Molecule: messenger RNA, 2136 nt
Organism: Populus nigra (black poplar)
Lineage: Eukaryota; Viridiplantae; Streptophyta; Magnoliopsida; Malpighiales; Salicaceae
Product: 1-aminocyclopropane-1-carboxylate oxidase homolog 1-like
Exons: 4
Coding region: 757-1875 (372 amino acids)
Source: RefSeq, a predicted model, not a curated record